AUUGAAAAAAAUUAAAUGUUGAGCAAAUUAAUAAUACAGAAAAAUGAAGAAGGAAUUAAUUCAAAAUCAUUAUGUAUUGUUUUUGAAAAUGAUAAAUGCACAUUUGGUAAGUGGAUGGAUGGGAUUGUGGACAUGAAGAAAAAAGAUAUAGAACAAUCGCAAAUGAUAGUAAAAAAGGCUUUAGAAGAAGAUAUGAAUAAUCUUGAUUUAAAGUUCUGUGCCAAAGAAAUUAGUUCCAGCUUCAAAGGUAUCUGUAUACCUCAAGAAUGGAAAGUUAAACCCGAAACAAAAAAUAUGUGCCCAAACAUAAAAAUCUCUUCUACAGGAGACUGCCAGUUGGUAAAUAUGUUACCUAAAGAUAUGCAAGAUAUCAAUCCCCUGGAGUAUAGUCUUGAAAGAGUAAAAGAAAACAAUGCAAGAAUUAUGGAAAAUAUUCAUAAACUUAACAGAACCUUAAACUAUACAAAGAAAAAGGAAAUGUUUGACAUUUCAUCCACCAAAACCCUGCGAUCAUAUCCCUGUGAAAUCUGUGGGACUUCUUUUGUUUAUGAAACUGGAUUGAGACGACAUUAUAUUAUGAGACAUGGCACCCUUGAAAAACAGCCGCGCUGGCAAAUUGUUUGGACUUGUACAGAAUGUUUUCAAGUUUGGCCUCAUCAAGAACUAGCAUUACAGCAUUCCAAAUUUUGUUGUAACACAGAAAACAAAGACUGCAUUAGAGAAAUAAAAACGUCACUACUACUACAGUGUGAAUUUUGUGAAAAAGUCUACACAAGUAUACCAAGACUUCUCAAACAUUCUAAAACACAUUUAACUAAAAAAAACUAUGAAUGUAAUGCAUGCAAAAUAUCAUUUGAUAAUUAUAAAAUAGCUAUGCAACAUUGGAUUUUGUGUCCUUGGCUGGUAAUGUGUUAUAAGUUUUCAUUGCCAAAAAUGUUACUUUGCAAUACUUGUGAUCGCAAGUUCAAAACUUAUGAUCACCUAUAUAAUCACAGGUACAAGAUGGGUCACUUUAUUACUAAAUUUUGCAGCGACAAAAAUCCAAAUUUAAUGGUGCAUCAAUGUGAAUCUUGUGGUCAAUGUUUUCAAGAAAAUUUACAACUAACAACACACAGACACCAGAUUCAUGGCUGGUUUCAAUCCUCAAGUCCAUUAUAACUAAGGUAUAUAAGAUACAACCAUAAA
Molecule: messenger RNA, 1185 nt
Organism: Pieris brassicae (large cabbage white)
Lineage: Eukaryota; Metazoa; Arthropoda; Insecta; Lepidoptera; Pieridae
Product: zinc finger protein 90-like
Exons: 2
Coding region: 16-1158 (380 amino acids)
Biological process (GO): regulation of transcription by RNA polymerase II
Cellular component (GO): nucleus
Molecular function (GO): RNA polymerase II transcription regulatory region sequence-specific DNA binding; DNA-binding transcription factor activity, RNA polymerase II-specific
Source: RefSeq, a predicted model, not a curated record